This is a messenger RNA of Cottoperca gobio, 1841 nucleotides long. RefSeq names its product SPG21 abhydrolase domain containing, maspardin (gene spg21). The record is from RefSeq and is a predicted model, not a curated record. NCBI's taxonomy places the organism in Eukaryota, Metazoa, Chordata, Actinopteri, Perciformes, Bovichtidae. Bases 253 to 1191 code for a protein of 312 amino acids. Gene Ontology annotation, cellular component: cytosol; trans-Golgi network transport vesicle. Gene Ontology annotation, molecular function: CD4 receptor binding. The transcript has 9 exons.
AGGCAGACUUGUGUUAUUGGUAGGUGGUGGCAGAAGCUUUGCGGAAGUGUAUGAAAGCGGAGUCAUAUGACCAGGCAGGCAGACAGACAGACAGGCAGGCAGACAGACUUGUGUUAUUGGUAGGCGGUGGCAGAAGCUUUGCGGAAGUGUAUGAAAGCGGAGUCAUAUGACCAGGCAGGCAGCCGGAGAAAAUGCUACCUAGAUAUGGAUAAAAUUCCUCGGACACGGUGACUAACAUCCACAACAAACACGAUGGAGGAGAUUAAAGUGUCCCCUGACUAUAACUGGUUCAGAAGCACAGUGCCCCUGAAAAGAAUCAUUGUUGAUGAUGAUGACAGUAAAGUGUGGUCGCUGUAUGAUGCUGGCCCAAAGAGCAUCAGGUGUCCCAUCAUCUUCCUCCCUCCAGUCAGUGGGACAGCCGAGGUGUUCUUCCAGCAGGUGCUGGCUCUGACAGGAUGGGGCUACAGGGUCAUCUCGCUUCAGUAUCCGGUGUACUGGGAUCUCAUGGAGUUCUGUGACGGCUUCAGGAAGCUUCUCGAUCACCUGCAGUUGGAUAAAGUCCAUCUGUUCGGUGCGUCCCUGGGUGGAUUCUUGGCUCAGAAGUUUGCAGAGUGCACACACAAGUCUCCCAGAGUGCACUCACUGAUACUGUGUAAUUCAUUCAGUGAUACGUCCAUCUUUAACCAGAUGUGGACAGCAAACAGUUUCUGGCUGAUGCCAGCUUUCAUGUUGAAGAAGAUUGUUCUGGGGAACUUUGCUAAAGGACCUGUGGACCCUAAAAUGGCAGAUGCAAUCGACUUCAUGGUUGACAGGUUGGAGAGUCUGAACCAAAGUGAGUUAGCGUCGCGACUAACACUCAACUGUCAGAAUUCUUAUGUGGAGCCUCACAAAAUAAAAGAUGUUGCUGUGACCAUUAUAGAUGUGUUUGAUCAGAGCGCUCUGUCGCUGGAGGCCAAGGAGGAGAUGUAUAAACUGUAUCCUAAUGCGAGACGAGCUCAUCUGAAAACAGGAGGAAACUUCCCGUACCUGUGCAGGAGUGCUGAAGUCAACCUCUACAUACAGAUUCACUUACGCCAGUUCCACCACGGCACGAGAUAUGCUGCCAUCAGUCCUGCCAUGGUGAGUGCUGAGGAGCUACAGGUGCAGGAGAGUCACCUGAGCAGUCAGCAAGAUUCUGACGACGACCAAUGAGAGGAAUCCUACCUGGAGGCUCGUCCCUCUCUUCAUCAUUUCACAGGGCCUUCUCCACAUUUUUUAAUGGAGCGAGUCAACUGAGAAUAUUUUUAUUUGACAGAUGAAGCAAUAUUUUGAUAAUGAACUGUAUAUAAAUGUUACUCUGAUGCUUUAAAAAACAUACGACACCUUGCCUUAUGUGGAAUGAAAUUGAUAAUUGUUGCACUCAUAAACUGCCUGAACUGUUUGCUAUGGAGAAAUGUGUUUGUGUAAUUCAACAAGAGGAAAUUUUGCAUUUUCGCCCAUUUUGUUUUGGGAAACAGUUAUUUAGAAUUCACAUGUGCAGUCGUCAUUCGCACUCAUGUGUCACAGUGGUGAACAGCUGAACGUGGCUCUGCACUAAGUUUACAUGUCGUGACUGAGAAGUGUGUAAAAACACACAAUCUGCCAAAGUUUCAGCCACAAGCUCUGUUUUUGCAAGCUGAACAUCAAACGUAGGUCACUGGAUGUUUUGAAGUGUCGAGCUUCAGAAAACUGCAAGACGUUUCUAAAAUAUAAACUACAUACAUGUGUCACAGCAGCCUUGGACUGCAAAUGCUCCCAUAGCUAUGAGUGAGUUUCUGAACACUUGUUGAAGAAUAAAUUAAAUGAUAUGCAUUUUUAUAAGA